CGUGACUUGCAGUACACUACAUAGGAUGCGGACUGCGAUUGCUCUGGGCAUUGUAGCCCUUGCCACGGUGCUCUCGGUGGUGUUUGCUGCACGGGAGCAGGACCUGAUCAAGGAUCUGCCUGGAUGGGACGGCGAUAACGUGAUGUAUGCUGGCCUGAUGGAGGUUGAGCCCAAGUACGGCUCGAACAUGUUCUACUGGCUGACGCUGGCUGAUGAGGAGCCUGAGAACAAGCCCGUGGUGCUCUGGCUGACCGGUGGCCCUGGUUGCUCGGGCCUCCUCGGCCUGAUGUCCGAAAUGGGCCCGUUCUUUGCGGGACCGGACAACAAGUUGCUGCCGAACCCGUGGGGGUGGAACACGCUCGCCAACAUGAUCUACAUCGAGUCGCCGAUCGGCGUUGGCUUCUCGUACUCGCACAACACGUCGCGGUACAACGUGGGCGACCAGCAGACGGCCGAGGUCUCGUACGCCUUCCUCCUCGAGUUCUUUGCUGCGUACCCGGAGCUCGCCGAGAACGACUUUUACAUCACCGGCGAGUCGUACGGCGGCCACUACACGGUCAACCUCUCGGCGUACAUUCUGAAGAUGCAGAAGCAGGCGGCUGCCGGCUCGCCGGCCUUCCCCAACUCGUUCAAGGGCAUGGCGGUCGGCAACGCGUGGACUGACGCGCCGCUCGACAACAUGGGCUGCGUCCUCGACUGGGACUCGCACACUAUCAUCUCCGAGGAUGUGGCCAAGGGCCUGCUUGCCACCUGCGACUUUGCCCACAUCGGGCCGUUUGCUGCCGCCGAAGGCGUCGACCCCGCCGCGUGCAACAAGUACUACAACGAAGCCAUGACCCAGAUGGGUGACAUCACCAUCUACAACAUCUACUGGCCGGUUUGCCUCUCUUCGUCGGAGAUCACCGGCCAGGGCCACGCCCUCUACCGCGCCCUCGCACAGGGCCCCGAGACCGACUCGGCCGCCCAGCUUGGCCGCGUCAUGGACAAGCUCAUCACCAUGCAGCAGCGAAAGCUCGCCGAUGCGGCAGCGGCGGCUGCCGCUGUCGGCCCGGCUCCGCCGCCGUACGACCCGGCUCCGGUCUGCGUCUCCAACUAUCUCACGGCGUACCUCAACGACCCCGCGGUCCAGGCCGCCAUCCACGCACCCAAGCUGCCGUACGCCUGGUCCGGCUGCUCGUCCAUCGUCAAAUACUCGUACCCGGACCUCCUCGCUUCGGUCGUGCCCAAGUACCUCGACGACCUCUUCCCGGCCAACAUCCGUGUCCGCGUCUACUCGGGCGACGUCGACGGCAUCGUCCCCACCCCGGGCACCAAGCUCUGGAUCGACACCAUGAACCUGACCGUCGCCACCGGCGGCGACUUCCGCUCCUGGACGGACCCGUUCAACCAGGUCGGCGGCUGGACAACGACGUACGAGAAUGGCCACGGCGGCGAGUUCAUGUUCUCCACCGUCCGCAACGCUGGCCAUGAGGUUCCCGAGUACCAGGGCCCGCGCGCCUGGACCUACAUCAAGGCCUUCCUCGACGGCACUGACCUGCCGGCCCCGACCAAGCCGUAG
This is a messenger RNA of Thecamonas trahens ATCC 50062, 1558 nucleotides long. RefSeq names its product serine carboxypeptidase 1. NCBI's taxonomy places the organism in Eukaryota, Apusomonadida, Apusomonadidae. Bases 26 to 1558 code for a protein of 510 amino acids. The record is from RefSeq and is a predicted model, not a curated record. Gene Ontology annotation, biological process: proteolysis. Gene Ontology annotation, molecular function: serine-type carboxypeptidase activity. The transcript has 3 exons.